Cuscuta epithymum is the source of this 843-nucleotide messenger RNA. The record is from the annotation of a GenBank genome assembly. Lineage: Eukaryota; Viridiplantae; Streptophyta; Magnoliopsida; Solanales; Convolvulaceae.
CAAUGAAAAGUAAUCACAUUCCCAAGAUCCGGAAUGACCUAACCGAUCUUCUUUGGUUUACCAAUUCAUCGGAUCUACAUCUCUCUGUACGUCUCAACUCUCAGCCAGAAGGUCGUACGCUCUCUCCGCUCCUCUUCCCCUCAGGUCGGGCGCAUCAUAAACGACGCCGAUCGUCCAAUAUCCCGAGAAAUGUCUGCAUAUGACAAUGCUGUUGUGGGCAAGCUGAAACUUAAGGGUAAGGCCUUGGAUGUUAAGACUGGUUCAAUGAAAAAGAAGAAACAUAAGAAGAGCUCUGAUCAGAUUUCUCAAGUCAUGGAAACUAAACUUUCUGCAGGUGAAAGUGAUGAAUUAAUAGUUGUUGACCGAAACCAGGAAGAGAUGAAUAAAGAGGCCAACAAAACCAACGGGGAAGGAGAUGCUGCUCGAGACUAUCUCACCCCAGCAGAGAGACGCUACAUGGAACAAAGAGAGAGAAUUGAUAAGAAAAAGAUGGCGAAGACCGCCAACAAAUCACACCGAGACCGAAUUGAAGAUUUUAACCAGUAUUUGGCUAAUAUGAGUGAGCAUUAUGAUAUUCCCAAAGUUGGGCCUGGCUAAUCUAAAUCAACCUGCUUGCAAGGGCAGACCUGUAAUCUGGUGUUUGAUCUGUUAACAAUUGUGAUAAUCUGGCUAUCUACCAUUGUAUACCAUGUUAUGAUUUAUGAAACAGCUCUCUCCCGCAGAUACUGUCGAAGCAUAUAUUGAAUGAUGAUAUUCAAAUGGGACGCUGUUUAGCUUGUAGCUUGUUCCAGUGUUUGCAAUUGUCGUGAUUUUGCGGAAGAACCAUUAAAGAAUUUGUUUUGG